This is a messenger RNA of Stereum hirsutum FP-91666 SS1, 4249 nucleotides long. RefSeq lists its product as uncharacterized. The record is from RefSeq and is a predicted model, not a curated record. Lineage: Eukaryota; Fungi; Basidiomycota; Agaricomycetes; Russulales; Stereaceae. Bases 161 to 3538 code for a protein of 1125 amino acids. The transcript has 4 exons.
CUCCUGCUCAUCGUCGUACGCGACGAGCCCACCCUCUUUUCUGCACCCACAGACGGACGCAGCGUCCCCGUCGACGACGUUCCCUUCAACCUUUGACGUUCAUUCGAUCUACCCCGCCCUGUACCGAAUAUUCCGUCGACCGCUGGGAAGAUAACCGACGAUGCCGACAGCCCCCUCGGCUUCCUUCCGCCGCCGUUCCUCGUCGAAUAUCACCUCUUCUCUCGUCGCGACCCCCACGGCAGACGGUAACGGUCGCGGUCAGUCCUACUUCGAUCGCUACCCUCGACGCUCGCCACGCACAAGCCCACGCGCCGAUUCCAAUACGAAUAUCAACCCAAGUCCUCAGACUAGAAAUAAUAACCCUUCGGGAGGUGGAAUACCGUUUCCCAAGCGCAGUGGUGAAGCUGAACCUCUGGUCUUUCCGAGCAUGUCGCCCAUGAACAAACGCGGUCAAGGCAGCUAUCGGGACGAAUCAGACCAAGAAGAUGACGAGAGCUCGUUCGACUUCCAUGCAAUAGAAUCCACUCCUCGCUCCCCUCACCACCACGACUUCUUCGACAACUCUCGCCGCGUUUCGCCCACUUCCCCGUCUCACUCACAUCUGUACCAACAUGGAAUCAGCAACUCUCCUGGCCAGGGCCACCGGCAUAACCGAAGAGAUCACCCAGAGCUCUCGUUCUUCCGGACGUCUGGCUCGUCUUCGCAAACUACCCAAAUCGAAACGCCGCCACAAACACCGAUUGACUUCCUUAUGCCCCGAAUAUCCGUUGAUCCUUACCCUGUCGUGGUAGCCGCACCGGUUCCAGGAGUCGAGACGAUGGACGCGUUGGUAGAUGGGAUGAAUGACUUUGGAACGGAUGAUUUUUUCAUGGGCACCGGAGGUAUGUCUUCAUCGAGAGCUGCACGGAAAAAGGCGGAGAGGGAACGGUUCCACCCACUCUAUCAACCUCCUCUUCCCACCCCUCCACCCGGAAUACAACUUGGCGGAGGCAUGCCACGAAAGAAACCUUCCAAACAGCGUACUCGCCUUUCCGAUCCUCCCUCAGCCUCCUCAUUACGUCCCGACCUUUCCGGCGCGCGAAAGGCCUCGAGUUCUACUAUUACUGUUAACUCCUUGCAGGCGUCUUCCAUUGAUGAGCCCUAUAGUCAUGGCUCUCCGACACCCUCCAUUAAGACGACGAGCUCACGCAACGUCGCCCCUUCCAUCUCCGAGAUCAUUCGAGCCCACGCUCCUCCAGAACAACUCGUUCGUUCUCGUCCCUCAAACUCUCGCCGACCUACUACUGCAGAUGACUACAGCAUCGGUGGCGGCAGCAGCAGCAACUACCACCACCAAACACCACUCCGUGAAGAACCAGAAUCUGAACCCGAACCUCUGUCCGCCGCAGAAGAAGCCGAACUACUUUCUCGUUCGUCCGUGGACAGUAUCACAGACGAAGUCCGGCGAACAUUCCAAAACCAGAAAGCAUCUCCUCUCAUUCAAUCACCAACAGACGACAAUCUUUUCACGUCCACUCUCACAGCUCCGGUCAACAAUUAUCGCAACUCCACUGUCUCGGACGGCGCGUACAGCCUCGGACUCGCGUCACCUACGUCCGAUGCUAUGGGCCGAGCGAAAUCGUUCCACUCUUCACCAGCCGAAAUGGACUCCGGCGGCGAUCAUAGCAUUCCAUUCACUCCCCUCGAUUUACCUUCUACCCGAGCUCCUACUCAGUCGCAGGCUAUCGCGCAAUAUCUUCAUUCUGCAAGGCUCACGACGCUGUUGAAGUUGACAAGGUCGCCACAUGCAAGUCCGGACCAGCCGUUGACGGUCAGUUUGAGCGAUUUGGGAAGUCCGACGGGUUAUCCUGUGGUUGUGUUUUUGGGACUGGGAGGGGUGCGAUACGUGAUGGGAUUGUAUGAUGAGAUGGCGGAGUGUUUGGGGAUUCGGCUUAUCACUAUCGACAGGUGGGGAAUCGGCCGUACAGACGUGCCCAGGUCGAAAUCCGCACGAGGUAUCCCGGAAUGGUCGACCGUCGUCGAAGAGGUGCUCGAUCAGCUCCAUAUCGACGUAUGCAGUGUUAUGGCCCACUCGGCCGGCGCGCCUUAUGCACUCGCGUUCGCCAACAAGGUCCCGGAGCGUGUACGGGGUGACGUUCUGUUGCUCGCGCCGUGGGUUGGAAGUGGGGCCGGCUACAAAUGGCUCAAAUACGUACCUACCGGGAUUCUCAAGACGGCCCAGGCAGCAGAAUGGAAGAUUCAAGCAUGGAUGCUUGGCAAGCCUCCAACCAUCGCAUACGAAGGCAUCGGUUACGUCCCAAAAACGACCUCCUACGCUCCCAAGUCGACAUCCACCUCCACGUCCGUCUCGUCCCCCUCACGAACGCCCGCGUCACGGGCCACACUACCAAGAAGCCAUCGACGCGGCGAGGAGAGGCCAAGCACGGCCAUUGGACCAGCUGGUCACCCGAAUGGCGUGGGCGUGUCGCAGAUACAGUCGAGGCCGAGCUUGGGUGGGUCAAGCGUGUUCAGUGAUUAUGAUGACUUGAGGGACUUCGAUGGGAGGUUUGAUAGUAUGAGUACAAUUAGCGCUAAAGGAGCGCUGAAGUCUCCUCCACAGCCGGCGGAACAACAGGCGCCGCCAGCAGCGUUCAAGCGGAAGACUUCGCGAGGUUUCUUGGGACGAUUGAGGUCUGGCUCGUUACACUCGCAUUCGCCACAGCACAACCAGACGCCGAGUCCCCAGUCGACGCCUGAUUACACACCUACUCGGGGAUCUACGUCAGCACUGCCGACUAAUGGUCCGGGACCUGGUGGGAGGAGGCUGAAGGCUUUGAGGUCGAUGAGCUCGUUGAAAGGAAGGGGUUCAUCGAACUCGAGUACGCCGUCUGGGUCUCUUUCGGUUCCACCGAAGAAAUCGAUCACACCACCUCCGUCUUUACCGAACCCCAUUGGUGGCGGAUUCGAAUCUGCGUUGGAUUGGAUGAGCCCAUCGGAUCUAGAUCGGCUGGAGCAGAUGCAGGAGCAACAAUCACAUCAGGCGAACCGACGAGCGGGUGGGAGGAGAUCAGUUUCUACUGGGCCUGGUGGGUCCAGUCAAGCUAGUGCUUCGUUCGCUGCCCAUGCAGCACGUUCGCCACCCGCGCCAUCGGUAAUGUCGUCGAACUCGCCGGGGACGAGCACUGUCACGUCUCCUUCCUCUGGUAUCGCCGCCACGUCGUCCUACCAAGCUGCCCUCGGCAACGCUCUCAUCGUUGCCUCGCACGCCGAGUCCUCCAAAGGCACGCAUGGUGAUUUAUUACAGAUCUUGAACCACGAUAACCUGCCCUGGGGCUUCUCGUACGGAAAUUAUCCGCAUAAGGUGAGGGUGUGGUAUGGCGAUAGAGAUGAGAAGAUCGCGGAGCAUGCUGUGAGGUGGAUGGAGAAGCAUAUGGGGGAGGAGAGGUGUGUGGUCAAAGUUGUGAAGGGGGCGGAGCAUGGUUUGAUGUAUAGGAGUGGAGUCGUCGUUGAAGUGUUGGAGUGUGUGAGGGAUUUCUGGGUGGAUGCAGAGGACUAUUAGUGAAUAUAAUCGUUGUGUUCUUUUCGUUCCCAAUUACCCUUGUUCAUUUAGAUAUGUGAGAUACCCAUUUGUUAUGUGGUUUUGACCGCCUUCCUAUAUUACAGCCAACCCGUCAUCCACCACUCUCUAGUCUCUAGUGUGCCGUAACCUACUUAUUUCUUUUUUAUCGCGGAACCAUUCACCAUUCGAAGGCUUACACACUUUUCCCGUCGUUGGAGUCGCAUUUUCCCUUUUCCAUCUUACAUGUGUUCGUCUACAUCCGGUUCCCUUCCUAGCUUUCAAAACUCACUUGUCUCGUCCCGACCCAGUCUGUAUUUGUUUCGUCAUCGAUUUCUACCUUCUUCCCCCUUCCUUUGGUCACACCGUCGUUUCUCCUCUCUUCCUCGCUCCCUCUCUUUUCUCUUCUUUAUUCCCCUUCUCUGUCCGCGCCCUUGCGCUUCCUCUUCCCUUCGUUAUCGUUGUUCUACAUAGCUGAAUCUGUCAUUUGUUUGUUUGUUAGUUACAAGCGACUUCGCCACCUACCCACCCAUCCAGUGAUUCACCACCUUCUUUUCUUCGCUGCAGCUGAUCGUGUUCUCCGGUCCUUGAGUCUCGGUAUAAUUCAAUUCGAUCUCUGUUUUCCCUCUCUCUAUCUCUCAAUUGGUCCACGUACGACCAAUCUGCUUGACACCCGAGGCUGCGUUACGCGGUCACCCAAUAAACCUGCCUUUC